Messenger RNA from Ostreococcus lucimarinus CCE9901, 318 nucleotides. RefSeq lists its product with no specific name. Lineage: Eukaryota; Viridiplantae; Chlorophyta; Mamiellophyceae; Mamiellales; Bathycoccaceae. The record is from RefSeq and is a predicted model, not a curated record. Gene Ontology annotation, cellular component: chloroplast. Bases 1 to 318 code for a protein of 105 amino acids. The transcript has a single exon.
AUGUUGACGGUGACGAUGAAGACGGCGACGAUGCAGACGACGCGAGCGGUGGUGAAACGUGACACCACUCGUGCUCGCGGUGUCGCGCGAGUGACGAAACGAGGGCGCGACGGCGUGCGCGCGCGGGCGACGCAAGACGGUAAGAACGGGCCGAAGAAGCUCACGAGGGAGAAUGAAAAGGAGGCGUGGUUGAGCGAGAUGGAGCGCGAGGGGGCGAAUCCGUUGAAGGAUCCCAUGGCGUUGAUUGGGAUCGGUGGAAUCAUGGUGCCGUUUAUCAUCUUGGCCAUCGCCUCCGCGGCGGGUUUCAUCGGGCAGUGA